Postia placenta MAD-698-R-SB12 is the source of this 1037-nucleotide messenger RNA. RefSeq names its product glycoside hydrolase family 53 protein. The record is from RefSeq and is a predicted model, not a curated record. Gene Ontology annotation, molecular function: glucosidase activity. Bases 91 to 987 code for a protein of 298 amino acids. The transcript has 6 exons. Gene Ontology annotation, biological process: pectin catabolic process. NCBI's taxonomy places the organism in Eukaryota, Fungi, Basidiomycota, Agaricomycetes, Polyporales, Adustoporiaceae.
GCAAUCGCCCUGACAUACAAAGCUGCAGAUAUAUCUUCUGUCCUCGUGAUCGAAGGUGAUGGCGUAACCUACACUGACGACGGAGUUUCCAUGCCCUUCGAGGAGAUCGUGAAGCUGCAUGGUAUGAACACGGCCCGCAUACGGUUAUGGACAGCAGGACAAUACGACCUGGAAUAUGGACUCGCCAUGGCGAAGCGCAUAAAAGCAGCCGGAUUGACAUUGCAUGUCGAUCUGCACUACAGCGAUACCUGGGCGGACCCAGGUCAUCAAGCGAUCCCCGCAGGCUGGCCGACAAACCUGACUGGCCUGGUCUCAGAGAUCUACUCUUACACACAAAAUGUCGUGCAAAGCUUCGCUGCCCAGGGUACGCCAAUCGACAUUCUCCAGUGCGGCAAUGAGAUUAACAACGGCCUGCUGUGGCCCGUCGGCGAGAUCUCGGUGAACGGCAUCGCCCCCGUGUCCCAGCUGCUCCAUGCUGCCUUCCAAGGCGGCCUGUCCGCCGGAUCCCCGACGACCCUCGUUCAUCUUGCUAACGGCUGGGACUGGGCGGGCCUGCAGUCGUUCUAUGGGGGCGUGUUCAUGCCCGGCGGACUGUCAGUCGAUCAGGUAGAUAUAAUGGGCGUGUCGUUCUACCCGUUCUACGGCACGAACGCGACACUGGCGAACCUGCAAUCGUCGCUGACAAACCUCGUGAACGAGUAUGGAAAGCCGGUCGUAGUUGCGGAGACGGACUGGCCCGCGGUAUGUGAGAAUGUCACGCUGAGCGAGCCUAGCAUUCCCGUCUCGGCGCCGGGGCAGGAAGAGUGGACAGGGGACAUUCGCGAUGUUCUGGAUAGUCUUCCUGGUGGGAAGGGACAAGGAAUUUAUUAUUGGGAGCCGGGAUGGAUUGGCAAUGCUGCCUUGGGCUCCUCGUGCGCAGAUAAUCUGCUGGUUUCUCCUUCGGGCGAGACAAGACAGUCAAUUGAUAUCUUCGCUCUCGAUAUGUGAAGACGGCUUUAUUAUAUGAGCUAGUUGAAUCUGCAUUUUCCUUGUUCCUU